GACGAACUUCCGGUUGUUUGUGUGUGAUGACGUAGAAACAAAAUGGAGUCUGUGAAGAAACGUGUGACUGAGUUUUCACUGGAGGCUCACGAUCUGUACCUGAACCGGUCGGUGCCGUACCUGGAGGGGUCACCUGACCCGCUGCAGUUCUACCGCGACUGGAUUGGUCCAAACAAGCCCUGCAUCAUCCGCAACGCCUGCAGCCAUUGGCCGGCUCUGUCCAGGUGGACGCCGGAGUACCUGAGGGAGAAGGUGGGGUCAAAGGUCAUCAGCGUGGCGGUGACUCCCAACGGCCUCGCUGACGCCGUUAACGGCGACCGCUUCGUGAUGCCGGAGGAGCGACGCAUGAGCUUCUCCUCCAUGCUCGACCUCAUCGAGGGGAAGCCGAUCAGAGAGCAGCAGAGCGGCGUGUUCUACGUCCAGAAGCAGUCCUCUAACCUCCUCUCUGAGCUGUCCGAGCUCACAGACGACGUGGACUCUCAUGUUUCCUGGAUGAGCGCCGCCCUCGGAAAGUUACCGGAUGCUGUGAACUUUUGGCUCGGAGAGGCGAGCGCCGUAACCUCCAUGCACAAAGAUCACUAUGAGAAUCUGUACUGUGUGAUUUCUGGAGAGAAAACCUUCAUCCUGCUGCCGCCCACCGACCGCCCCUUCAUCCCCUACGGUGUCUAUCAGCCGGCUGUCUACCGUCAGAGGGACGAUGGUGAGUUUGAGGUCGUCGAUCAGAGCGACUCUGAGAAGGUCCCGUGGAUCCCUUUGGACCCUCUAGACCCGGACCUGGACCGGUACCCUGAGUACCGCAGAGCUCGGCCGCUCCGCUGCAGCGUGAAGGCCGGAGAGAUGCUCUACCUGCCGUCACUGUGGUUCCACCACGUCCAGCAGUCCCACGGCUGCAUCGCAGUGAACUUCUGGUACGACAUGGAGUACGACAUCAAGUACAACUACUUCCAGCUGCUGGAGGCGCUGUCUGAGGUCACAGGGUCGACGUGACGUCACAGCAUGAUGUCAUAGUGAAAGAAGGACUGUCAACUAAAGUCUGUCUUAAUAAAGAUUUA
This is a messenger RNA of Anoplopoma fimbria (sablefish), 1052 nucleotides long. RefSeq names its product jumonji domain containing 7 (gene jmjd7). The coding region runs from base 43 to 987 and encodes 314 amino acids. The transcript has 9 exons. The record is from RefSeq and is a predicted model, not a curated record. Gene Ontology annotation, molecular function: 2-oxoglutarate-dependent dioxygenase activity. Lineage: Eukaryota; Metazoa; Chordata; Actinopteri; Perciformes; Anoplopomatidae.